UCAUUCAAUUCAUUAUUAUUGAGACACUCUUUCUCUCUGCAUGCAUCUCUCUCUCUCUCUUAAUCUCCCGUGGUUGUCAGGAUUUGGGAUUCUUUUUUCGUAAUAAAAAAGAUCAGUGUCCAAUCUCUCUUAUCAUCUUCAAAAGUUUCCUAUUAUUUCAUUCCUCUUCUCAUCCUCAGUUUUCUCUAACUCAGAGACAAUCUUCUUUCGCAUUUCUCUCUCUCCAAACAAAAGUACAAUCCGAGAAAAAAAAGAAAACAGAGCAAUGAAGAAAAUCGUGUUAAAGCUGGAUCUGCAUGAUGAUAAGGCCAAACAAAAGGCCCUUAAAACAGUUUCUACUCUCCCAGGUAUCGAUUCGAUUGCAAUGGACAUGAAGGAGAAGAAGUUAACGGUGAUUGGAACUGUUGAUCCGGUGAAUGUAGUCAGUAAGCUAAGGAAGUACUGGCCGACGACUGAUAUCAUAUUGGUGGGACCUGCAAAGGAGCCGGAAAAAGAGAAGAAGGAGGAGCCAAAAAAGGAAGGUGGAGGCGAGCAGCCGAAGAAAGAAGGAGAAGCUCCAAAGGAAGAAGGUAAAAAGGGCGGAGAGGCUCCGAAGAAGGAAGAAGAGAAGAAGGAAGGUGGCGACAAGAAGGAAGGAGAGAAGAAAGAUCAACCACAACCGCAGCCACAGCCUCAACUACCACCACCAGAUCAUGUGUUGGAGCUUGUAAAGGCGUAUAAAGCAUAUAAUCCUCAUCUAACAACGUAUUACUACGCCCAAAGCAUUGAAGAAAACCCUAACGCUUGCGUUAUAUGUUGAAAAACAUGUAUAAUAUAAUACAAUUUGGGUGAAAAAAAUGUGAAAAGAUGGACCGAUCUAUACUGAGGAAGAAGAAUAAGAAAUAGAGGAUAUAUCUUAGACUAAGAUAUGCCGAUUAGGAUUA
This is a messenger RNA of Raphanus sativus (radish), 923 nucleotides long. RefSeq names its product heavy metal-associated isoprenylated plant protein 39. Lineage: Eukaryota; Viridiplantae; Streptophyta; Magnoliopsida; Brassicales; Brassicaceae. Bases 266 to 799 code for a protein of 177 amino acids. The record is from RefSeq and is a predicted model, not a curated record. The transcript has 3 exons. Gene Ontology annotation, molecular function: metal ion binding.